AUGUCCAAGCCCGCGGUUCUGUUAAUUGGCGGCUUGACCCAUACCAACACAGAGUGGAAAGAGUUUGGCUCCAAAUACGUGCUGAAAGAAUUUCGCAAAGGGACCCGCGAACAAUUCUUGUCCAACUGCAAAAACGGCGAAUAUGACGACGUCGUUGCACUAUAUCGUUCAAAUACGUCUACCUCAGAGACUGGCCCUUUCGACGAAGAGCUGGUGUCUGUCCUCCCUAGAUCGCUGAAAUAUAUCUGUCACAACGGAGCGGGAUACGACAACAUUGACGUGGAUGCAUGCACACGCAAAGGGCUUGAAAUCUCCAGCACUCCUAUCGCGGUUGACGAUGCUACUGCGGAUGUUGGUAUUUUCCUGCUGCUGGGUGCUCUCAGACAGGCAUGGAUCCCUUUGACUGCCAUCAAAGCGGGAAAAUGGAGAGGGAACACUCCCUUAGGGCACGAUCCUAAGGGUAAAGUCCUCGGAAUCUUAGGUAUGGGCGGUAUCGGCAGGGCCAUUGCAAAACGUGCUCGAGCGUUUGGUAUGAAGAUUGCCUAUCACAAUCGGUCGAGACUACCCCCAACACUCGAGGAAGACGCGACAUACCUCAGCUUCGAUGAGUUACUCGCCCAAUCGGAUGUCCUGAGCCUGAAUCUGUCUCUCAACGCCAAAACCCGUCAUAUCAUAUCAGCUCCUGAGUUCGCAAAGAUGAAGGAUGGUGUGGUCAUUGUCAACACCGCUCGAGGGGCCCUGAUGAACGAAGAAGACCUAGUUGCUGCACUCGAGGAUGGCAAGGUCUCAUCGGUGGGGCUGGACGUCUUUGAGGAAGAACCCAAAGUGCAUGAGGGACUGCUGAAAAGCGAGCGAGCCUUCAUUGUACCGCAUAUCGGCACAAAUACCUAUGAGACACAGAGAGAGAUGGAGCUGCUGGUGCUGCAGAACCUGGAGAGCGCAGUUGACAAGGGGGUGCUAUUGACACCCAUACCGGAGCAAAAGGGCAAGCUGAAUGGCCACUUAUGA
Molecule: messenger RNA, 1008 nt
Organism: Capronia coronata CBS 617.96
Lineage: Eukaryota; Fungi; Ascomycota; Eurotiomycetes; Chaetothyriales; Herpotrichiellaceae
Product: D-3-phosphoglycerate dehydrogenase
Exons: 2
Coding region: 1-1008 (335 amino acids)
Cellular component (GO): cytosol
Molecular function (GO): NAD binding; glyoxylate reductase (NADPH) activity; hydroxypyruvate reductase [NAD(P)H] activity
Source: RefSeq, a predicted model, not a curated record